This is a messenger RNA of Diuraphis noxia (Russian wheat aphid), 646 nucleotides long. It is a transcript of the gene Coprox, whose product is annotated as oxygen-dependent coproporphyrinogen-III oxidase. Lineage: Eukaryota; Metazoa; Arthropoda; Insecta; Hemiptera; Aphididae. The record is from RefSeq and is a predicted model, not a curated record. Gene Ontology annotation, molecular function: coproporphyrinogen oxidase activity. Gene Ontology annotation, cellular component: cytoplasm.
AGGUAAAAAUUUUAAAGGUGGYCAAAUACUUCCAUUCUUUGCUGCCGGUGUUAGUGCAGUGAUACAUCCGCGCAAUCCCUAUGUACCUACUAUACAUUUUAAUUACAGAUACUUUGAAGUAACUUUACCAGAUAAUACAAUAGAGUGGUGGUUUGGUGGUGGUACUGAUUUAACUCCUUAUUAUCUGAAUGAAGAAGAUGCAGUUCAUUUUCAUCGAUCGUUAAAAAAUGCUUGUGAUCAACAUGACAAAGCAUAUUAUCCUAAAUUUAAACGUUGGUGUGAUGACUAUUUUAAUAUACCACAUAGAGGAGAACGAAGAGGAGUGGGUGGUAUAUUUUUUGACGAUUUGGACACUCCAUCUACAUUCAGUUUUGUAAAGAGUUGCGCUCAAGCAGUUAUCCCUUCGUAUCUACCAUUAGUGCAAAAGCAUAAAAACGAUGUGUAUAAUGACAAAGAAAGAGAAUGGCAAUUGCUAAGACGUGGGCGAUAUGUUGAAUUCAAUUUGAUAUAUGACAGAGGUACAAAAUUUGGUCUCUACACGCCUGGAGCUAGAUAUGAAAGUAUACUUAUGUCACUUCCCUUGACUGCAGCAUGUGCAGGUUUAUUGUUAUGSACAUUGGACACUAAACUUGACACAUUACAGUAA